AGAUUAGAUAAAAGUGAGAAAUGGAUCGGUCAGUUAGCUUGAUCCUUUAGCCAUGGCCGGGCUUACAACGUUAAAGACUGUGGCGACCAUAUCAGCUAUCUCGUCAACAUGCCAAGGUCUUGCGUGGAGCGCUAUCACUUUGCCGGCGAUCCUCUGCUACGCGUGUAUCCUCAAACCGGAUCCAAUCACGAAAACCACCCCGCUCACACUGAUACACUACUUAGCAGCAUACUUUCAAGGCCCGUGCAAUGCUGAUUUGAAUUUCUACAAAGAAGUACAAGAAGUGACCUCACCAGAAAAUCUAUUGGUUAUUAAUAUAUUCUUCUACAUGUUCAACCUGCUUCUUGGAAUUUGUGGAAUAGUUGUUUUAGUAGCUAUUUCAACAAACAGAAAAAACCUGAUUAUUGGAUGGAUUUCAUUCUACGUAAUAAUUGGCUAUUGUGUAUGUGUAAUUGAUUUCGUCGCCAGCUCUUUUAUCGCCUCAGAUUAUGAUUAUAUAUCCACUUCCCCCUCGGUGAGGAAUCGCGGAAUGGCCGGAUUGACCCUGUUGUCGGUGUUCUUUUUCACCUGCAGAGGAAUAUUCCUUUGGGUUGCCAAUUUGUUUUUCUAUCUUUACAUUACCGCGUGUAUUUGUAAAAUAUCUUGUGGGAAAAAUAGUUCUGCUCGGCCAGAGACAGAUGUUGCGGAUAAUGCGGACACUUCCAUCCAGUUCGACAGGAAUGAAAUGGAAAAGCCGAUCGAAUACAUACAGAAGAACCGGGAUGCGGCUAGGCAAGAGUACCCAGAGCACUGCGCUUAUUCGAGAUGGCCCAGGCUCCACCCUGGUAAUCGGAUUGUUCAGCGGAAAGAACAGCAGACUCUGCAAGAAGAACUAGCGCAGAGGGCCCGGCGAUACGCACAGUACCAGCAGAAUCAGAUGCCGGCACAGCGUCAAAACGACCGGGACGACCCCUUUCCACCACCGGACAUCAGCAUCCGUCCAAAGACAUCACCGUACCCUGAACGGAUCCGCGGAGAACCGGAGCGAAUCGGGCAAACCUCGACUGGAGCCGAAACGAGACCCGGUUCACUCCAGGAAGCGAUACUCACUGUCAGACCCCUCCGGCACGUAAGACCUAACAUUUCACAUUUGUCUGAAAACUACCCAUAACUAUUUAAAAAAUAUAUACAUAUAUAUUGCUCAAAUUAAUUUAAUUUUUUUUAUAACGCCUCUACUACCUCAACUGGCGUUUGUCUUGUAACUUAAAUGCUUUUAGAAUGUACUUUUAAACUGAGGGACUAACCGAUUUUUCGCAAUUUUCUUAAUGUCUCACUUCUUUUGCACAAGUUGUCAUGUCUUCCUUACACGACAAAAAUUAAUAAACAAUUGAAAAUAAUAAACAUAAAGAUCAUUUCAUUGGAGUUUAAAUUUAAGGAAAUGGUCAAGUAGACGUCUCCAGCUCAGAUGUACAUGUGAUAGGUCCAAUUUAAGUGACGAUCCUCGCACAUAUCAGAAAGCACAUCUAAGCAAAGUAGGUUGCGACGUUUCCGCUUUAAAAACAACAUCGAGACCAGAUGAAGUUGGCCGAAACGGAAAUAUAACCCCUUUUGAAUAAAACUGAUUAUUUUUUUAUGUGCACCUUGUAAAAAUAAAAAAUAAAAACUACAAUCUAUUUUUUCUCUAAAAUUUUGUAGUUCUAUUGUUUCAAGGCUUUAUCAAGUAGAGUUUUUAAAUUAGUGUUCAUUUGCUGUCAAAUAUAAUGAGAGAAAAAUC
Molecule: messenger RNA, 1753 nt
Organism: Cimex lectularius (bed bug)
Lineage: Eukaryota; Metazoa; Arthropoda; Insecta; Hemiptera; Cimicidae
Exons: 7
Coding region: 53-1150 (365 amino acids)
Source: RefSeq, a predicted model, not a curated record